Molecule: messenger RNA, 2613 nt
Organism: Homalodisca vitripennis (glassy-winged sharpshooter)
Lineage: Eukaryota; Metazoa; Arthropoda; Insecta; Hemiptera; Cicadellidae
Gene: RIC-3
Product: FK506-binding protein 5
Exons: 13
Coding region: 225-2138 (637 amino acids)
Biological process (GO): protein localization to cell surface; synaptic transmission, cholinergic
Cellular component (GO): intracellular membrane-bounded organelle; neuron projection; neuronal cell body
Source: RefSeq, a predicted model, not a curated record
UGUGUCGUCUGCAUUUAGGUCGUCUGCUGCUUUCCCCUGUGAGAAUGUGUCUAGCCUACUUCGUUGAGUGGUCUAGGAAUAAGGGUCAGACUGGGAUUCUAAUUAUGUAAAAACACUAGAGUGAUCGUUGUGUACUAAUUUUGCCAUUUUCGGAUUGUAACACCGUGUACAUAACAAACUUUAAUUUUCAGUGUUUUUCUAUACUUCUCAACGAACGAACGAAAAUGGCCACCGAAUUUGGAACUGGCAAAACAAUAUUUAUUUUAGCAAUAGUUGUUGGUUGUUUUGCUAUUUUAUGGCCGAAAAUAUUUUAUCCAAUGCUUCAGUCAUCAGUGUCAGUCAAACCAAACAUCGUUCCUACCACAGAUUGCUGUGAUGUGAUUUUUGAAAAGGAUUUGAACGCAAUCAAAAUUAUGACACAGCUGUGCGAGAAAAUAUUGAGCAGUCAGUCUGAUUUCGAUAAAAGACUCCUUUUGUCUUUCCAACAAGGAAAGUUAACGAAGGAAAUAGUUAAUAAGUGUAAUGCUGAGGUUCACGACAAGUGCAAUGUAGAUAUAACAGAUUUUCUGAACGAUAAGGUUCGCUUGGGAAGAACCUACCAACAAAUGCUUAGUGAACUGCGAUCCUUGAACAGUUCAUUUUGCCUUAAAGUGAACUUUGGUAUCUCACCUGGUCUGAUAGGAGCCCCAAGACGAAUGAGGGUUUGGGAAGCAAACAAGAACCUGAGGCAGGAGAGACCACCACAUCUGAGACCCCACAUGAUGCACCCUGCUCUGAGGGAGAAGGGACGGGCCAUCCCUCAUUCUCAUAUUGUGCCCAGGGUCAUGGAGAAGGAAGCUCCAGCAACGUCAAAACCAAAGCAGCCACUACCGAUGCCUGGCAUGAGACCACCCAUGGGAGGAGCGGGUCACGUUGUCCCAGCACCCAAGGGGAGCAGCACCAUGGGCAUCAUAAUGCCCCUCUACACCAUCGGCAUCGUUAUAUUCUUUAUGUACACUAUGAUGAAGCUGAUUUUCAAGAAGUCGGAUGAGAGCAACGCUUACAAGGAAUUCCAACCCGAUCCGGAAUUCAGACGUGUGGUGUUCAGUGACACAGAGUAUGUACAACACAAGAACCACAAAGAGAUACAUCACGAGGAUAACACCACAAAACUCGGGUGGAAAGAGAGAGACGCCAGAGACAUAGAGCUGGACCAGUUGCGACGAAGGCUAGAGGAGACGGAGGCUGCUAUGGAGCGUAUUGUCGCACAGAUGGUCACUGUGCCGCACAAGUCCAAGCCUGGUCCCCUACAGGACACACCAUCUGAACCGAUGGCAGUAGAGGCAGCAACAAAGGAAGACACCAAGGAAGAGGAAUCUGGAUCACCCGAGCAGGUAGAGGAGAAGAGUGGGGGAGGGGCAGUGCAGGUAGUGGGGAUGGAGAUGACCGAGAGUGUGGAGGGAGGACAGAAGUGGAGCAGGCCUCCAACUCCCCUGACCUCCCGUAGUACCACACCCACUGUACCGACCCCUGAGCCCCAGAGUAUAUAUCUAGAGGGUUCUCUACCCUCCCAGAGUCAGCUCCUGGUCAGCCAGUCAGAGAUAGAGAAAUUGACUCAGGAGAAUGAUGAGUCUCCUGUUAUAUUGGCUGGCAAAGUUACACUCUCACUCAUCGGGCUGGACGACGCACUUAAAACUGACAACGGUGGACCAGUGAUCACUUCUGUGUCUAGUGAUGAGGAGGAAGAAGAAGAAGAAGAGGUGGAGGAAGAAGAGGAAGAAAUAAUUGAACAAGUUUCAGAAGAUGAAGCUGAGGCGGUGGACAACAUCGGAAUCAACGGAGAUGAGGAUCAAACAACGAACUACACUACAGCCAGUGCUGCUGGAAAUCUAGCGGAUGAAACAGCAAUGGACUGCUCUGCAAUAGAACCUCAUCACGAUGAUGAAGAAGAGGAGGAAGAGGAGCUUGAAGAAGACAUUGUGAUAAAACCUGAAUCUCUGCAGAAAACUUCAGUUGUUGUAGAUGCAAAAAAAGCUGAAGAGGAAGAGGAGGAGGAGGAGGAGGAAGAAGAAGAAGAAGAAGAGGAGGAGGAAGAAGAAGAAGAUGAAGAACAAGAAGUUGGAAGACCACAAAGUUUACAACAUCAACAUCAGCGUUAACUUUAAACUCACCCCCACAGUUCAACCACAUUUCACCAUUUUACACUGAAAAACUUUACCAUAUUGUUAAAACUAUAUAGUUUAGUCAGUUAUUAGUAAGUAAUAACAAACAGUAUUCAUAAAAAUUAAAUUAAUCUUUUAUAUAAACAUUUCUAUAUACAAUAAAUAGUAUUGCAUAUAUAUUUUGUGUGCUUUUAGUACAAUUAUUAUCAGUAGAUUUUACAAAUAUGGUUUCAAAUUUUAAUUCGUUCCUUGAUUGAAUAUUAAUUGCUAGAAAACUAACACUUUGGUGUUUGCUUUGUCAUUUUAUUCAUGUUCCUCAUCUGUUACAAGUUACCAGCUUUCACGUAGGUUACCUACUAGAUUGUGAUAUUUCAUGUUUCGUUGAAUUUGUUUUUAUGUUUUGAAUCAAUGAAAGUUAAACAAUAUGUACAACCACUGUGCCAAAAACUAUUAAACCUAUAAGGGAAGCUUA